AUGGCUGAGGAGGGCGCCAGGUCGACGGGGAAGGUGAAGUGGUUCAACGGGACCAAGGGUUUCGGCUUCAUCACCCCUGACGACGGUGGCGAGGAGCUCUUCGUCCACCAGUCCUCCAUCAAGUCCGCCGGAUUCAGGACGCUCGCCGCCGAUGAGACAGUGGAGUACUGUGUUUCGGAGGGCGACGACGGCCGGAUCAAGGCCGUCGACGUGACGGGCCCCGGAGGGGCUCCCGUCGAGGGCCAGGCGCAGAGGGAGAGUUCCUGGGGAGGCGGUGGCGGUGGCGGGUUCCGUAGAGGAUACGGGGACGGGGGCUACGGAGGCUUUGGUGGUGGUAGGAACGGUAGGGGAGGAGGAGGCUAUGGCGGUGGUGGCUACAGGGCAGGAGGUUGUUACGCCUGCGGAGAAGAGGGUCAUCUGGCCCGGGACUGCGCCCAGGGUGGUGGCGGGUACGGCCGUGGUGCCACAGGCAGGUUUGGCAGCGGCGGCGGUAGUAGGAUUGGUGGUGGCGGCGGCGGCGGCAUGAAGUGCUACAACUGCGGGGAGGAAGGCCAUUUCGUGAGGGACUGUACCAUCGCCAUGAAGUAA
Molecule: messenger RNA, 588 nt
Organism: Spirodela intermedia
Lineage: Eukaryota; Viridiplantae; Streptophyta; Magnoliopsida; Alismatales; Araceae
Source: the annotation of a GenBank genome assembly